Cordyceps militaris CM01 is the source of this 1779-nucleotide messenger RNA. RefSeq names its product phosphatidylinositol phospholipase C. The transcript is spliced from 3 exons. Gene Ontology annotation, molecular function: phosphoric diester hydrolase activity. The record is from RefSeq and is a predicted model, not a curated record. NCBI's taxonomy places the organism in Eukaryota, Fungi, Ascomycota, Sordariomycetes, Hypocreales, Cordycipitaceae. The coding region runs from base 1 to 1779 and encodes 592 amino acids. Gene Ontology annotation, biological process: lipid metabolic process.
AUGCCUAACCUUUCGAUUCGUAACCUCACCGUGCACCCGCUGGAGCUCGUCGCCGCGGAGCGCUUCACCGGGGAGCGCAUCAAGACGGUGGGCAUGCUGGCGAGCAUCGGCGGCGCCGUGACCAACUUUCUCAACGCGACGGAGCACCCCUCGUCCGAGCUGCGCGUCAAGGCGGACCUGGCGGGCACCGAGCGCCGAGACGUGUCGUUUCGCGCCGAGGCUUUCCAGACGGUCGAGACGGACGUGGUCGUCGCCGAGGCGGGCAGCGUCGACGUGGUGCGGCUGACGUUUCAGACCGAGGGCCACCGCUACGAGACGGACGUGCCGAGCCCGUCGUCGCGGUCGGCCGUCAUGAGCAAGCUCGACGACGGGCCGCACGACCUGACCGUCGUCUACGUCCCGAAGCACGCGUUUGUGGCCGUGUACUCGUCGGCGCGGCUGGACGCCUGGAUGGGCGAGCUCAGGGACGAGUGGCCGCUGCCGUCGCUGUCGGUCCCCGGCACGCACAACUCGCCGACAUGCUACACGGCGCUGCCGUCGGUGCGGUGCCAGGCGGUCGGCGUGCCGGAGCAGCUGCAAAACGGGGUGCGCUUCCUCGACAUCCGCGUCUCGGCCACCAAGGACGACGACCGGCUCGCGCUCGUCCACAGCGUCUUCCCCAUCUCGCUGACGGGCACCAAGUGGUUCGGCGACGUGCUCGAGGACGUCUACCGCUUCCUCGACGAGCACGGCAGCGAGACCGUCAUGAUCAGCCUCAAGCGCGAGGGCACGGGCAAGGCGUCCGACGGCGACCUCGGCCGCUACCUCAAGGACGGCUACGUCGCCAAGCGCCCGGACAAGUGGUACACGGAGCCGCGCGUGCCGACGCUCGGCGAGGUCCGCGGCAAGAUUGUCCUCAUGCGCCGCUUCGGCCUCGACGACGACCUGCGCGCCGAGUGGGACGGCCAGGGCUGGGGCCUCGACGCCUCGGCGUGGCCCGACAACUGCGAGGACGGCGAGGCCGGCAGCUGCGCCAUCCGCGUCCAGGACUUUUACGAGGUCUCGGAGAGCGACAACAUUGACAAAAAGGUCGGCUACAGCCACGGCCACCUCGAGCGCGCCGGCGAGCACCGCUUCCUCCUCCCCGGCAUGGACGGCUACGACGAGGGCAGCCCCCGGCCUCCGUUUUACGUCAACUUCUUGAGCGCCAGCAACUUCUUCAACGCCACGUGCUGGCCGGAGCGCAUCGCCGCAAAGGUCAACCCCCGCGUCGUCGAGUACCUCUGCACCAGCCAUGGCGUCGAGGGCAAGGGGCCCAAUAAGCUGAGCAUCGGUUCCGCCGGCGCCGGCAUCGUCGUGACCGACUGGGUCGGCGCCAACGGCGACUGGGACCUGAUUCGCUGUAUUGUCGCUUGUGUUCGCCUCGAAAGAUGUAAGAACGUUGAGGGUGAAAUUUCUGGCAACAAGUCAGUACGCGAUGCCACAAAGUUGGGGGUGGCGAGUAAUUACCAGUCAGGAGGUGUGUAUUAUUUUCAAGUCGCACAGCUCCGAAAGGAGCGUGAGAUCAACCAGUGUGAAUACAAAAAAGAAACAUCUCAUCACAGAAACGGUGUAGUCGAAAAGCGGAAAGAAUUCUUAUUUACCUAUUGUAGCAAGACAAUUAGUUAUCAAUUACGCGCCAGGCAUCAAGAUCCCGCCAAGGGAAUACAUCUGAGAGUUGUGCUCAAAUCAGGUGACGAAUUCUCAUCCAGAGAUCCUACCAGCCCUACACCACAAGGUUUGUACGCCUUGCUUUUCUAG